CUGAGCACGCUGUGCCCACGGGGUGCUCAAGCCGGAAGGGUCUGUGCUGGCGGCCGGUAACCGGGUGGCGGGUGGGAGUGGCCGUGUGUGGCGCCUAUGUCCCUUCAGCGUCGGGAGGAAGGGGCGGCCUUCGUUUUGCGGUCGGGGCGGCUCCGGGCCGCACCUCAGCCGGGUCCAACGGCGGAGACCGUCUCGCCGCCUCUCCAUGGCCUUCUCCCGCUUCCCGGGAUUCCCAGAUCUCCCCUGAUGCCCAUUUGUGGAUCCCAGAGCCUGCCAUGUAGUACGCAUUUAAAUAUUUGUUGUUAUUAAAUAGUAGAUGUUAGGCUGGCCGGUUGGCCUAGUUGGUGAUAACACCAAAGUCAAGGCUUUGGACGGCCAGCCGCCAAAAAAAAAAGGUUCUUGCAACACUGCCAGUAUGUCUGACAUUCAAGAAGCUGCUAACCAACUCCUGGAUGUGAACCUUCAUGAGGACGAGAGUUCUAUACAAGUGACAGACAAUGGCCUCAGAAGUGAGUCUGAGCAACUCCAAGUCAUUAUUGGAGCCACUGUACCUACUGGCUUUGAGCAAACAGCUGCAGAUGAAGUGCAAGAGAAAUUGGGGUCAUCAUGCAAAAUCAGCAAAGACCGGGGAAAGAUAUAUUUUGAUGUUUCAGUGGAAAGGCUGGCUCAGGUUCAUUGUCUGAGAUCAGUUGAUAACUUAUUUGUAGUUGUUCAGGAGUUUAAAGAUUACCAGUUCCAAAAAACAAAGGAAGAAGUUCUACAGGAUUUUGAAGACUUGGCUGGAAAACUCCCAUGGUCAGACCCUUUAAAAGUAUGGAAAAUUAACACCAGUUUUAAGAAAAAAAAAACAAAGCGCAAAAAGAUAAAUCAAAAUUCAAGUAAAGAGAAGAUUGAUAAUGGACAAGCAGACAAAACAGAUGAGAGAGAUAUUAAAAAAGAGUUCACUAACAAUACUUUAGAUUCACAAAUCUUAGACUACUAUGAAAAUCCAGCCAUCAAAGAGGAGAUAUCAACGUUAGUAAGUGAUGAUUUGGCAUCUUGCAGAGGUGACACUGAUGAAAUCUCAAAAGAAGAAACUGAGCCCCAAGUGCUGAAGUUUAGAGUCACAUGCAACAGGGCAGGAGAGAAACAUUGCUUCACCUCAAAUGAGGCCGCAAGAAAUUUUGGGGGUGCUGUUCAAGAUUAUUUUAAGUGGAAGGCUGACAUGACCAACUUUGAUGUUGAGGUUCUUUUAAAUAUCCAUGAUAAUGAAGUCAUCGUGGGCAUUGCAUUGACUGAAGAGAGUCUUCAUCGAAGAAAUAUUACACAUUUUGGACCUACAACUCUUAGAUCAACUCUUGCCUAUGGGAUGCUCAGGCUCUGUGCUCCUCAACCUACUGAUAUAAUAAUCGAUCCAAUGUGUGGAACAGGGGCAAUACCAAUAGAGGGAGCUACUGAAUGGUCUAACUGUUAUCAUAUUGCUGGUGAUAAUAAUCCACUGGCUGUGAAUAGAGCAGCAAAUAACAUCUCAUCCUUAUUGACCAAGAACCAAAUUAAAGAAGGCAAACCAUCCUGGGGCUUGCCCAUAGAUGCUAUUCAAUGGGAUAUCUGCAAUCUGCCAUUGAGAACAGGCUCCGUGGAUAUUAUUGUAACGGAUAUGCCAUUUGGAAAAAGGAUGGGGUCUAAGAAGAGAAACUGGAACCUUUAUCCAGCUUGCCUGCGGGAGAUGAGCCGUGUCUGUAGACCCGGGACAGGCCGAGCUGUACUACUCACUCAGGACAAGAAAUGCUUUACCAAGGCAUUAUCUGGAAUGGGACGUGUGUGGCGCAAAGUGCAUACAGUCUGGAUAAACAUCGGGGGUCUUCAUGCUGCAGUUUAUCUUCUGAAACGUACACCCCAAACUUUUGUUCAUCCUUCACAAGAUGGAGAAAAACUCCUUGGUAAUGCAAAGAAUGAAGAUGAUUAAUAGUAUUUGCAUUUCCCAACACGGAAACGUCAGCAUGAAGAACUUGCUUUGAGAGGAAAAUAGUAUUAACAAACGUUCAGCCUGCACUGUUUAAACCAGUCCAGAGUUCUUCACCCUGGUUAGCAAAAGGCAUGAAUGUAAUUGGAAUUGGAAAAAGUCUUGAGAGCUUUUCCUUGGAGCUGUUUUGAAGGCGUAGCUGAGCAAUUAGUAUUUUUUUUUUUAAAUGCUUAUGCUUUAAAGAUGCCUCGCGAAAAGCCUAUUAAAAUGCUGUGAGAUUUGAGUUUAGAACACUUUUCAGGUUUUAUAGCCUGUUUUCCACUGUGGCAAGUGGAAAGCUACACUGCCUAAAGGAAAGGCAGAGAACAUAAUCACAGCAUCUUAGGCCACAUCUCAUUGCCUAUGCAGCUUUGCUAUUCAGUUACUCAAGUUCUCUUUACCUCAACCCCCCCAAAAUGAAGCGUUAUUACAUUUUGUGACCAGUGUUUGCCCUGUGAGAACAUUAAAUCUCACAAGACCUAUAGGAAAGUUUACCACCUGCCUUAAAAAUUAAAAUACACAUCUGUUAUUCAGAUUAAUACAUAGAAAUAGAGAACUAGGAUUUAUCAAAGGGAUUACAAAGAUACUUUACUGUUUGUAGUAGUAUAAGACAUUAAUAUUUGUAAACAGCAAUACUGGUAGAUGAGAUGUGGGACCAACAAGCCAAAUUAAAUUUUCUUUCAGUACACAAAGGCAUGUGUUGCUUUUCAAAGCCAACCAUAAACCUGUCAAAGUAUUUUUUUUGUUGUUUAGUUUCUCAAAAAGAACUAGAGAAAAAAUUGAUGUAUCUUUGAAUGAAAAACUUUUAAUGUGGGGAUACUAUAAGCUUUUUUAUUUUCUCCAGGAUCACUAUUCAUUCUUUUCCAGUUGCAGCAAAUCCUUCCUGAGAUAGUUUUGUGGAAAAUGCAAUAACCUCAGCAUUAAGUCCUUGUGAAAAUGGUGCUUCGCUGGGACAAAGAACAGUUGAGCUUUUAUGUGGAACUCUUUAUAGUACUCAAGAGUUUAUUUUGGAGUAUCUGGCUGCAUUCAGCUUAGAUUUUCAGUGUCCUGUUAGUAAAAGUAUUACUCAUAAUACCUUUUGAUAUCUCCAUUUAGAAUAAAAGAACACAGUACUUCCUUCCUUUGAAAGGACAGAGUUCACAUUAGCAGCAUAGCUGGCAAUCUUAGUCUGGUUUUCCUAAUCUGCUACCCCACACUUGAUAAUGAAUUGGAAAUAAGACAUUUAUAAUGGUUUUAUAUCCUAGACUGGCAUUUUUAGCAUUAUCAGAAUGCACAGCUGCAUUAUUUAUGGAAUGAACAUGAAACAACUUCUGGUGAAAGAAACCAUUUAAACUUCAAACUAGGAAAGGGUUGGUCAGCAGUCCACAGCACCAGAAAGUACAAAGGACCAUGUCUGUUUCCACUACCAUUUUACCAAGUGCCUGGCACAGUACCUGCCACAGAGUGGACAUUUAAUUCUGUUGAACAAAUGCGUAUUUUUUGUAUUAGCUUAGUUUUUAAAAGAAAUGUAUCAGUACAUUUUGUGCUCGAUUCAUUAUAGCUUUAAUCCUAUUAAAUACUGUGAUAAAAACA
Messenger RNA from Cynocephalus volans (Philippine flying lemur), 3553 nucleotides. It is a transcript of the gene THUMPD3, whose product is annotated as THUMP domain containing 3. Gene Ontology annotation, biological process: tRNA methylation. The transcript has 11 exons. Gene Ontology annotation, molecular function: tRNA (guanine) methyltransferase activity; RNA binding. NCBI's taxonomy places the organism in Eukaryota, Metazoa, Chordata, Mammalia, Dermoptera, Cynocephalidae. The coding region runs from base 317 to 1945 and encodes 542 amino acids. The record is from RefSeq and is a predicted model, not a curated record.